This is a messenger RNA of Pyrenophora tritici-repentis Pt-1C-BFP, 900 nucleotides long. Lineage: Eukaryota; Fungi; Ascomycota; Dothideomycetes; Pleosporales; Pleosporaceae. The record is from RefSeq and is a predicted model, not a curated record.
AUGGAAUUCUUGGGGCUAUGGUAUCAGACAAAGAAUACGGUCCACGCAGCUAAGAUACGGAUGGCACGUAAGUGCACUACCAAAAUCAAAGUAGCCUCCAUUGUCGCGGCUCGCUACUCAUACCCUACGGAAACAUGGCUAGUCGCCGAGCCCUCGAAGAAUACCAAGCGUCGGUACCGACGUGAAUUGUUUUUGCCAGGUUCCAGCCACAAAGACGACGAUGUUUGGGUAGGCCCUGACUUGGCUACCCGAAAUCUCGGCUCCACCUCUGUGGCAGCCUCGUUUGAACCACAACCUCCACACGAACAAUUCAGGAUUAGCGAGGUGGAGUUAUCGCUGGCUCGUACCAGCACGGCUGCACACCACUGCUUCGAACACCAUCCAGGCCCUUGCUCAGCUCUCCACCAACACGCCGGGCAGUAUUCACGCUCGUACACACGGCGCGCCCGAGAGUCAAGCCACCGCAGGACGUUUGUGGCUUACCUUCAAACCGGGGAUGUUUGGAACACAUCACUCGCCGACCACAUGGACGACUCAGCUGUGACUGUAGACGAGGACAUCUGGUUGACUUUGCUCAAUGAGGAUGAAUAUGCGAGCUUGCCGUACCUACGUGAGACGCCACUAUACGAAUUGUACCAACAAGACGAGCUUCUAGACUCUGCAUUCGAGGAGUUAGUUAUUGAUCACGCGCAGUGGAUGAAAGAGGUGGAAGAGGAAGCAGAAAUCCUUGCUCUUGAUCGAUUGGCUACCUCGUAUGAUAUCUGCGUCCGCGAAGCGACGCUACUCCAAGAUGCCGUGCUGCUAGCUCUCCUAGCCAAAGCCGGUGUCGUCUUCCUACUCGCCUUGCCACCUCCCCGGACCCCGCUUUCCGCACUGAAGACGCCUGACUCGCUAGAAUGA